GUACGCGCUUCGUGGCCGACACGUUUUGUGUGUUCCCCCUUCCCGGUCCUCCGCCUUCGGCCUUCCCUUCCCACCUAGCCCAUCUUCCACCUUUCUCCCUCUAUUUCGUCCAUCGUUCGUUCGAUUUUUUGCGGCUUCGAUUGGAGUUCUAGGUGGGCGGUAAGGGCAAGGCACAAGCUCCCCUAACAAUCAACUCGACCAAAUCGCUUGCUUCGCUUCUAAUAAAAGUAUAAUCUUUGCCCGAUUGAAAUCAGGAGAGGAGAAAGUUCAUCCUCCUCCUUCGGAGUUCCCGUCUGAGCUUUUGAUUUCAGUCUAACUCUAAGGGAGGUGGGCCACCUGCUUCUUGCUGGGGUGUUUUGCGUUGCAUCCAGUGAAAAAUGUCAAGCAUAGAGGAGCCUCUUUGUUUUGACAAUGUGCCAAGAUUGAGCAUUAUCGGUAGGCUUCAACGAUGCACUUCCACUGCCUGCAGACCGAGGGUUGAUGAGACAGAAGUUGGUAAUUGCCUAACUGAAGCCAGAGAGUGUAGCUCAUCUAACAGUUGCAAUGAAGAUUAUGGCUGGAGAAGGCAUACAAGAGAUAAAUUUUCUAGAGAUUCCUUGGUUUGGUUAUCACACAAGGAUGGGAAUCAGGCAGUAUUCAGCAAGUUUUUUGGUGGAAUGCCAAGAUUUGUGAAAAUAGUCGAAGUUGGUCCUAGAGAUGGUUUGCAAAAUGAAAACCACAUAAUACCUGCAGCUGUAAAGGUUGAACUCAUAAAGAAACUGGCUUCAUCUGGUUUAUCCGUUGUCGAAGCCACAAGCUUUGUUUCUCCAAAAUGGGUGCCUCAGUUGGCAGAUGCUAAGGAUGUCAUGGAAGCAAUUCAUGAUGUUCAUGGUGUCAGUUUGCCUGUCUUGACUCCAAAUCUAAAAGGAUUUAAAGCAGCCAUUGCUGCUGGGGCAAAGGAAAUCGCAGUAUUUGCAUCAGCUUCUGAGUCCUUUUCCAAGUCCAACAUUAAUUGCAGCAUUGACCAGAGCCUUACUCGUUAUCGUGAAGUUAUUGCUGCUGCUAAAGAACUCAACUUGCCUGUUCGUGGGUAUGUAUCCUGUGUUGUGGGAUGUCCCACAGAAGGACCAAUUCCUCCAGAAAAAGUAGCAUAUGUGGCAAAAGAACUCUAUGAUAUGGGCUGCUAUGAGAUCUCACUUGGUGAUACCAUUGGACUCGGUACUCUAGGUACCGUGAUCCCAAUGCUUGAAGCUGUGGCAUCCCUCAUUCCAGUGGAUAAGAUUGCUGUCCAUUUCCAUGAUACCUAUGGCCAAGCAUUCCCAAACAUUCUGGUGGCCCUCCAAAUGGGAAUCAGUGUAGUGGAUUCAUCUGUGGCUGGUCUGGGUGGAUGCCCCUAUGCAAAGGGAGCUUCUGGGAAUGUUGCCACUGAAGAUGUAGUAUACAUGCUACAUGGUUUAGGCAUACAAACCAACGUGGAUUUGGGGAAGCUUAUGGCUGCUGGUGACUUCAUUUGCAAGCACCUGGGGCGUCAAUCUGGAUCUAAGACUGCCUGUGCACUGUGCAAGGCCAGCUGAUUCCUCAAAGAUUGCCAUGUGAGAUUUCAAAACACACAAGGGUCUUUAGCUAUGCUAUCUAUAUCACUAUUUACCCUUAACAAGGGGUUGAUAUUCGAUGUCAAAACAUUUGCAACUUUAAAUUCGAAGAAAAUAAAGGAGAAAUCAGUUUACCACUGAAGUCUCUUCGUGUUAAGUUGAACUUGACAGAACUGAUGGUUAUUGGCUGUGUGAACUAAUGUUUUUGAAUUUAUGCUGGAAGAGCUUUUAUAGUUAA
Molecule: messenger RNA, 1809 nt
Organism: Zingiber officinale
Lineage: Eukaryota; Viridiplantae; Streptophyta; Magnoliopsida; Zingiberales; Zingiberaceae
Product: hydroxymethylglutaryl-CoA lyase, mitochondrial-like
Exons: 9
Coding region: 378-1553 (391 amino acids)
Biological process (GO): L-leucine catabolic process; ketone body biosynthetic process
Molecular function (GO): hydroxymethylglutaryl-CoA lyase activity
Source: RefSeq, a predicted model, not a curated record